AUGCCUCCAAAAAAGGUAAAGAAGAAGAAACUCGACGCUGAAGACAAAAUUUCGAUAGCAGAAGAGAUUGCGGCCGAAGAAUUGCUCAUACCUCCAACUGAUGGCGCUACUCAAGCUUCUGUUGCUAGUUCGACAGUUUUAAAGCCACAGAAGAUUCGUCUAAGUGAUUUUGGAGCUAUAAGUAAGUGAAUUUGUUGUUUUACUUUGAUUUUUAGGCUUUCGAUUGAAUAAAGUUGAUGUGCGACGGUUUGUUCAAGUCUGUAACUCAACGUGGAAGCAGUCAAUGAAGGAUACUGGCAUUUGUAGAGUGUUAAAAAAUAGUAUUCAUGCUGAAACAUCUGCAGAAUUUGUGGCUUGUUCAAGGUAAAUGAGGUUUUUUAUCAAAGAAUGUCAUGUUAUCUAUAGAAAGUGGGGAAAUGGUUUUGGUCAUAACUUUUUUGAACUGAAAGCUAUUGGUUUGAAAUUUGAAACUAUGCUAGCUUAUUUUAUUCUUCAGCUUAUUCAAUAGAUGAGGGUUUGAUUGUUUAUAAGUUCAGAAAGUUAUAGUAGUUUUACUAUGGCUUACUUUUUUAUAAUUUUUUGUUAUUUUUGCUGGGUAAAUUGAAGCAAAAUGAUGUGUAGGGCUAGAAUACGGUUAGUUUUAGGUUAGAAAAAGUUUUGUUUGGGCGUGGGGACGAAUGGAAUUAUGGUAGGACUCGGUAUUGCUGUGGUAAGGUAGUGUAAUAUAAUUUUAAAGGUUUUUUCGACUAAUCUUUAUUUUCUUCCGUUCUAUUUUUCAAAUUUGUUUUUGCUAUUUACUUUAUGAUGUUAUGUUAACGUAUUUAUCUAUUUUUUAGUACCGUACUAGACAAAUGGUCAGAAACCGAAGCGAUCGAUCUAUAUCUUCCUUUAGUAAAGCCCUACCACCUAAGCCAUCUUGCCGACCUGAACAAAGGUGGUAAUACAACGGAACAACAGAUGCAAGAGGACCCAUUAACAACAGAUUUGAUCAAACUGAAGAUUCUAGAAGCCAAAGCCUUCAAAUAUCCAACGAAUAUCAAAAAGCCUGAUGGAUAUAAUGGCAGUGGUGUUCAUAGGUAUGCCAAUCAGUUGUGGCAUGACAACAUGGCAUCACCUUUUGAGACUGCUAAGGAAUAUACUGAAGCUUCACCGGAAAUGGCGGUUGCCAUUAACGUCGGAGGGCCGAUUUCGGCGUUGGCCAUUUGUCCAACAGCCGAUGAGCAUGGUCAAGAACUACUGGCAGUUUCAACGUUUUUGGACGAGGAAUGUUUUCAAAUCGACGAUAAUGCUAAUUCUUAUGUUCAGUUCUACAGUUUUAAUCCUGAAAAGUUGGGGUAAGAAGAUUUUUAAAAAAUUUAAAUUUUGAGUUUGAAAAAAAAAUUUAAACUGCUUUUCUGCGGAAUGCUAUUUUUCAUAUGUUAUUGCUUCAAAAUGGCAACGGCUUUCUUUACUAUGUCAAAAAUUGCAAGGACUUUCUUUACAAAACAAAAAAUGGCAAGAACUUUUUUUUACAAAUCAAAAAGGGCAAGAAAUUUCCUUAAAAAAGCAAGAAAUGGCAAGAACUUUCUUUACAAGCUCAAAUAUCACCCAAGUUUUAAUUUUCCAAUUCCAGCGACACGAAAUGCGUAUUCUUGUUAGAGAUACCAUCCCAAACCGUAAUGGACAUGACGUGGUGUCCAAAUGCCAUUAACAUACCAGGAAAUCCAAAAGUCAUCAAUGAAACUGACAAUUUUUAUGGAUUUUUGGCGAUUUCAACUCACAAAGGACUAGUACUAAUAUACCGAGUACCAAAAACAGUACCAAAAGAUGGGGCAUUAGUACCGGUUUUGAGGAUGGCACCAGUCUUUACCUUGAAUCAUCCAAAAAUCGAUAUUAAAGUGGCGGUAGACGAAAAUGAAGACAGUGAAAGUCAACAAAGUGGUACUGUGAAGCACGAGAGGACCACCAAAGUUCCAAUCUUUUCAGUGAUUUGGUCCCACUUUAAAGGUGGAGCUUUGAUUACAGCAACUUCAGAGGCUAGUAAGGGUUAAAAUUGGAGGAGAUAGGGGCUGGAAAGAAAUUUCUUGCGAUUUUAUGAUUUGUAAAGGGGGUUUUUGACGUUUUUGGUUUUGUAAAGAAAGUCCUUGCCAUGUUACGUUUUGUAAAGAAAGUUGCUGUCAUUUUUUGUUUUGCAAAGGAAGUUCUUACCAUUUUUUAUCUUAUCAAAUAAGAUCUUGCAUUUUUUUGGGCCGCGUCAAAAAGAACUGGACAUUUUUCAGCGUAUUUGUAUAGAACAAACGUCUAAUUCUUUUUGACGCACUGUUUUUUUGUAAAAAAUGGCAAGAACUUUCUUUACAAAAGAAAAAUGGCAAGAAAUUUCUUUGCAAAACAAAAGAUUUUCUUUAGAAAACUAAUAUUUUGAGCUUUUUACAUUUUAAAAUAUUUUUAUUUUUCAGGUCGAAUUUUGAUGUGGGAUUUAACCGAAAAGCCACGAGAGCGGUCGGAAAAAGAAGACGAACCUUAUAUAUUGGCCAGCAACACAAUAUUGGAACCGAAAAUAACGAUUUUUGAGACGGCAUGGACCUCACCGCCGAAUGCAGUCUGCUUUUUGAAUGAAAAGGAGUGUAAGUUGAACUUUUUUAAAAUUUUUUAGGUUGUUCAAAAAAUUCUGUAUUUCCUAUAUUAACUUUUGGACCAAAGAAUGUGAAAUUAGGGUUUUCGAUAGUUUUUGACUGAAAAAAAAAUUUGAAAAAUCGAUAUUUUGUGUGACAUUUCGUUUAAAAAGCCAAUAAAUUUUGUGACAUUCCGUCAAUUUUUAAAAAUAUUUUUGCUACGAUGCAAAUUUUAAUUUAAUCUAUGAACUUAUUAACCGAAAUUGUAAAUUUUACAAAAGUCAAUAAAUUUUAUGGCAUUUCGUCUAAAAACCAAUAAAUUUUGUGGCAUUUCGUCAAUUUUCAGAUAUUAUAAAAAAUCAAAUUGAUGUCGCUUUCAGUGGUGAUAAGCUUCCGAAAUCGUAUCAUUCUGGUCUACAAGAUACCGGAAUGUGAAGUUCGUCUAACCGAGUCAACUCCAAAGUCAGCCGGCUUUCUGGUGACCUCAGCCCCAACCACUUUUGGCGCUUUCGUCUCGACCGAUGCGGCUCCAACGUGCAUCGAAGGCAUCAUGUACGCUCAGAGCUGUGUGAUUUCGAUUCAGGACAGCUCGAAUGAUGUUUCUUUAAUGCCGUUGUUGAAUAGGUAGGGGUUUUUGUACGAAGUAAGAAGAGAGGGGUGGACUUUUUUUGGAGGUUGGGGGAGUGAUGAAGAUUGGGUUUUCAGGUAGAUAAUGGGAGAGGUGUAUGUAUUGGUUUUUUAACAAGAGAGGUGCAUUUUUCAAGGAAAGGGUGAGGCGGGGGUAUAUUGGUUUAUACCAAGAGAAGAGGGGGGGGUGGGUUCAUAAAAGGGAAGACGGGGUGGAUUUUUAAGAAGAGAAAGGGGAGGGGAAGAAAAUUGAAAUUUGAGGUAAUUCAUAAUUGGAAAGAAAGUUUCUGCUAGUUUUUACAAUAUUUUUUACAAAUGGCAAGAACUUUCUUUACAGAACAAGAAUUGGCAAGAACUUUCUUUAAAAACUUAAAAAGGACAAGAACUUUGUUUACAUUGCGAAAAAUGGCAAAAACUUUCUUUACAAAUCUAAAAAUGGCAAUAAAUUUCUUUACAUUUUUUAAAAGUUAAAUUUUUGAAUUUUAUGAAAAAAUUUUCAGCCACCAACUCCAGGUUUUUGACGCCAAAGUCUGCCCACGAACCGGCAUUAAUGUUACAGUAGGAGCGGAUGGUCGACUCCAACAGUCGAUGAAUGCUCGCAUCGGACCAAAGGUACCAGUUGGAGUGGAUUGUGACGUAACCUCCUUGAACUUCAUUACCGGUCGACCACUCUUACAUCUGGUACGACAUCGAAAAGUGAAAGGCAUAGGCGACUCUGAUGAUACAGUAAGCCGAAAAAAAGGCAAAAACAAAAGAAAAAAAAGGAAAAUGAUGAUGAGAAUCCGAAGGUACUGAUCAAACAUGAUGAUAUUGUGACGGGCAAUUGGCUGGAAGUGAGGUGUGGCGAUGCCGCUUUAAUGGAUUUGGUACAGGUAAGGCUUUUUUUGAGGGGGAGGGGUAGGGAUAAAUUUUUGAGUGUUGUGGGGUUAAGGUAGGGGUAGGUAAGGUUUUUUCUUAAGCAAGGUAAAUUUAAAAAAAAAUUUGAAGAUGGGGGGGGGGAAGGUAAUUAAAAGCUUUUUGUGAGAGGUAGCUAAAAUAUUUUUUUGUGAAGGGCGGGGUAAAAAUUUUUUUUAAUUUGAUUUUUAAAAAUUUUUUUGAAAUUUUAUACCAGGAUUUUUAAAAUUAGAUUUUUCACGAACUUUUAAUGAUAAGUUGUGUCGUUUUAGGUGAAAAAACACCGCACUCAACUAGCCCUAUGUCUACUUGACCGACGUAUCGAAUCGCUGACUCGCGUUGCUCUAAGCACAAGAACAGCCGGCUUCACAGCGGCCGGCGGAGAAGCGGGACUGGUCUUUCUGAUGCCAACAAUGAUAUAA
Messenger RNA from Bursaphelenchus okinawaensis, 4534 nucleotides. NCBI's taxonomy places the organism in Eukaryota, Metazoa, Nematoda, Chromadorea, Rhabditida, Aphelenchoididae. The record is from the annotation of a GenBank genome assembly.